Molecule: messenger RNA, 1746 nt
Organism: Penicillium hordei
Lineage: Eukaryota; Fungi; Ascomycota; Eurotiomycetes; Eurotiales; Aspergillaceae
Exons: 1
Coding region: 1-1746 (581 amino acids)
Source: RefSeq, a predicted model, not a curated record
AUGACCAAACAAUCCGGCAACAGCCUUCUCAAUCUGCCACUUUCUAUUAGAUUUCGCAUCUACAGUUUUGCAGGGCUGGCUGAUAACCAGGUCAUCCCCCUCGAUCGCAGACAUCGUGUUGAGGAGCAACCGGCCCCCAUUUGGGAAGACUCUGACCGCACACUCAAUCUACAUCUAGUGGACUUAACCAUCUAUUCAGCCCUUAUACUCAUAUGCCGGACUACUCAUGAUGAGGUGUCGCAUAGCUUCUAUUCUACCAAUACGUUCAUCGCCCACGACCUACAAACGUUGGGCCGGCUAGGCCCGUCAUAUCUGGCCACGCUGACCUCUCUCAAACUCAUCCCCUGCCUUACGAAGUACGCGAAUCCCCUCAAAAAAUGCAACUGCAUGCCUCUGGAGUUUGUUGAUGACAAUAAAAUCCUCGACCUGGUGAACCCUUGGAACCACUCCAUCCUCUGGGAGUGGAACUCGAUCAUCAGCAAGAUUGCACCGCAUGUGGCAGGUGAUCGACUUGACUUGAGUAUUUUCUGUCAUGUUUACAAUGAGGAUGCCGCAAGAAGGGUUGUAGACCCUCUACACCACUUCCCUAUCUUAUCUAACUGCCACAUCCGGCUCGGCCCCCUCAAUCGUCGCACCUAUGCUAUCCAGAUGAUAGCUAUGAAAGCCGCUAAAAAGGCCAUGGGCCAGAUAAAUACCCCUGUGCAACCAUUUCGGUUCCUUGACCUCCCCAUUGAAAUUCGUCUACUUGUUUACAGGUACACCGAUCUCAUCAGUCCGCUCAACAAGCUCCAAUGGGACCCAGACCAGGGCUAUACACUUGAAGCAUCAUUGUGCAAACCCGACUGUAGUCCACCUUAUGAGACUUGCCAUCCAAGCAUGCACAGGAACUGCGGGUCCCCUAAUGCCCCCACCUGCCACUGUCGCCAUGGCUUAUCAUCCUGGCACGGCGGAAUGCCUUACUGCUGGACAUGCACUCACUACGCCUGCCAAUUCAACACCUGCAACGCUCGACCUGCAAACGGUACAGACCUGGGCCUAAACUGCUGCGGUGCAAAGUCAUCAGCAUAUUCCCCCGCAUGCCAUUGCUGGAAACCCCCCGUCGCGCUAUUCAGCACAUCUCGAACUAUCCGUGAAGAAACACAGCGAGUGUUCUUCUCUCAAAACGAAUUCGAGAUACCCCACUACAAGUCCUUCUCAUACUCAACCGGAGCCGAAUCUGCGCCGGACAUAUGCGCAGCAGCAAUAUUCUUAGCAGAGGUCGUCCCUGCAGAUAUACUGCCAUACCUCAGUAAACUUACCGUCUCACUCUGGGACUGUGCUAAGAGAACAGCGAAGGAGGACUGGAGCCAGAUUAUAUCAUGCGUCGCCGGUAUAUCAAAUCUCCGCUUUCUAUCCAUUGACACUAGGAUGGGCUUCGAUGAGAUCGCGAUGGCGAUACCGAACACGCGGGAAAUACUAUGUAGUGAGCAGGGACUUGUGGCAGUCAAGGAUGCUAUAAGUCAGUAUGCUUGGCCGGUUGUGACUUCUGAGACGAGGGUGCGGUCAUUCUUCGUGGAAGUUGCAUAUAUUUACUCGCUUGACCUUAAGGUGUUCUAUUCCUAUCGGCGUCCUGAGGACCCGGCUGUUCUUAUAGGAAAUGAGCGUGUUGCAGGAGAUAAUUACGCCUUUGUAAGAGAGUGCUCGGGGCCGGUUGGAGAGCAGGGUAAUGGGAGAUGGCUUGAGGGGUUGCAUCUUUUUGAGGCGUAG